This is a messenger RNA of Thermothielavioides terrestris NRRL 8126, 234 nucleotides long. RefSeq lists its product as uncharacterized. The transcript has a single exon. The record is from RefSeq and is a predicted model, not a curated record. NCBI's taxonomy places the organism in Eukaryota, Fungi, Ascomycota, Sordariomycetes, Sordariales, Chaetomiaceae. The annotation marks the transcript as partial.
AAAAAGACGUACAGCACCGGGGAUUCGCUGGUCGUCACCGACCCAACUACUAAUCCGGCGGUUGGUAGCUUAUCUAGGGGAGAGCGGACGGGAUCCCGAGUUUUCUACCACCUAUGGCCGUACGUGAUAGUUGGAACUGCAGAUUCAGUAGAUAUAGAGCAAUCGCUUGACAAGCACCUGCCUCUGGCUUGGUCGAUCUCCAGGUCGAUGUCGCGGGCGAGAUGCUCCCGUUGA